Molecule: messenger RNA, 1164 nt
Organism: Salmo salar (Atlantic salmon)
Lineage: Eukaryota; Metazoa; Chordata; Actinopteri; Salmoniformes; Salmonidae
Gene: sfr1
Product: SWI5-dependent homologous recombination repair protein 1
Biological process (GO): positive regulation of DNA-templated transcription; double-strand break repair via homologous recombination
Cellular component (GO): Swi5-Sfr1 complex
Source: RefSeq, a predicted model, not a curated record
UUAAAAUCCAAUUUUAAGAAAAUAAAUAGUAGAAAUAGGCGGGGUUUAUGACUUUUUGACUGUAGUAAUGACCAAUACAAGCUUGGAGGUUUGCAUGAGCUUGUUGUUAGCAAGCUAACCCUGUGAAUAACUUUCGUGAGGCCAAUUUGUAACCUACGCGUUGUGUUUCUAUGGAUGAAGCUUGUAAUUAAAGAAAUGGAGACCACACCGAAGACAACCAAAUCAAAACCUGUGUACGGCACACCGUGCAAUUUAAAAUCAAGCCCGUGUGAAUCCAGUAGUGUGCAAAAGCCAAAACAGCAGAUGAGUUCAUCUCUGAAGGAAAGACUGAAAAGAUCAAAACGUUCCUUCACCUCUCCUGUUUCCGUGGCCAAACGUCUUAACAUCGAUGAUGACCAACUACCCUCAACAGCAGACAAAGAGACCGAGCAUGGUGCCAAAACAGACAGACAGAAGAAUAUUGACAUCAACAGAAAUGAGAGAACGCCCAGUGAAUAUCCAGAGACUAGAAGGGCUGGGGUCCCUGGCCCCAUGCCUGAAUCAGCUCAACCCACUCCUGUAGACUUGCUACAACUACGAGACCAAUUGAAGAGAGAGGUUAAAGAAAGGACCGAGAGACUACGGCGACUGAAGAUGGUUAAAAUGUACAGAAGCAAGAAUGACCUGACACAGUUGAGAGUUUUGAUUGACAAGUGGCGGCGUUGUAGUCAGGCUGCAUUGUAUGAGCUCCAGUCAGAUCUCCCCAUAGAUGGCAGGAAAGCCAGCAUCUCCCAGCUAAUUGACCUCUUUGGUGUAGAGGACAGCAUACUGCACUUUGACCGCACAGAAGAGGACUUCACCAAUACAUAGACCCACAUGCCUUCUGUUCAAAUCAUCACAAAUAAUAUUAAGUGUUGAUCUCAUCAGAUUUAUCAUGCAGAUUUCCUGCCUUUGUUGAAUCUAGAUUAUUCAAUCUUAUGUACUGGAUGUUUUUCACCCUACAUUUACUAUGAUCCACAAGUAAUGAGAGUGAAAAAAUAACAUUCAUUUGCCACUUCAUCAGUUUAAUUUCAUACUGUUACCUACCAUAGUAAUUUAUAUUAGUUUAUAUAUUAGUUCUAUAUUUAAAGAUGAAAAUCAGUUUUUGAUGUUUGUUAAAAAAAAUUAAAUAAAGUGUUUCCUGAA